UCUCCUUAUUUAACUUCUUAAAAUAUAUUUACAGCUGGCUUAUAGCCUGCUAUUGUACCUGCUUUAAUAUAGCCAACCUACUAUACAUGUUAAUUUUAACAUUGACUAAUAGUAAGUAGUGAGCUAUACUAUUAAACUGGCUCUAAACAAGGCCUCCACCUGAUUGAUAUCCCUUUGUCAUCAUUUCCAAGAGAGAAUUUCUUCCACAAAUUAAACACAUAUAGGGACAUAGCUGAAAAUGCCGUUUGGCAAGAGAAAAAAAAAAUAUUUUGUAACGGUAGUGGUGGGCUUUCACACGAGCACGGUAGACCAGCGAGCAAAGACCCACUCCACCACACUUCCAUAUUACCACCACCCCCCACCUUCUCGCUUUCCUCUUCCUCUCCACUUCCAUUUCCAAGAAUCGAACGGAGGCGUCUCGCUAUCGCCAUCGCCAUCGCCAUGGGCAGGAAGGAAUCGUCGACGACGACGACGACGACGGCGGCGGCGGCGGCGGCGGCGACGAGGAGCAUGAGGCUGCCGCCGCAGCACCAGGCGCUGGAGGUGAAGAUCCCGAGCUUCUUCCGGUGCCCCAUCUCCCUCGACGUGAUGCGCUCCCCGGUCAGCCUCUGCACCGGCGUCACCUACGACCGCGCCUCCAUCCAGCGAUGGCUCGACUCCGGCAACACCACCUGCCCCGCCACCAUGCUCCCCCUCCCUUCCACCGACCUCGUCCCCAACCUCACCCUCCGCAGCCUCAUCUCCCACUGGUCCUCCUCCUCCCCCGCCACCUCCGGCGAUGCCUCUGUCACUUCUUCCCCCGCGGGCCUUGUCCGCCAGGUCGCGUCGCCCGACGCCGACCCUUCCGCGGCGCUGCGCCAGCUCGCGGCGUACCUCUCGGACGACGACGUCGACGAGUUCGAGAAGAACGCGCUGGUGGGCGCCGGUGGCGCCGCCGAGGCCGUGGCCUCGGUGCUCCGGAGGAAGGGCGAGCGGGAGGUCGGCGUGGAAGGGUGCGAGGCGGCGGUGCGGGUGCUCGCCGCGGUCGUCGCGAUGGAUGGAGUCGAGGACGCGAACAAGAGGCGGGUCGCCGCCGGGCUCGCCGCGGACGCCGCGGCGUCGGCGGCGUCCCUGGCGCGCGUGAUGCGCGGAGCGAGCGGGCUGGAGGCGAGGGUCGACGCGGCGAGGCUGGUGGAGUUCCUGCUCGCCAAUGCCGCCGACGAGGCGAGGGAGGCGGUGGCCGAGUCGGCCGAGCUCGUCGCCGAGCUGGUGCGGCUCGUCGGCCCCGCCGACGAGAAGGGGAGCCUCGACGCGAGGGCCGUCGGCGCGGGCCUCUCCUGCCUCGCCACCAUCUCCCGGUCGCGCCGCGCCGCGCGCGCCGAGAUGGUCCGCGCCGGCACCGUCCGCGCCGCGGCGCGCGCGCUGCGCGCCACGGCGGCGGACCCGGCCGCGUCCGCCAGGGCGCUCCGGGUCCUCGAGUCCGCCGUCGGCUGCGCCGAGGGCCGCGCCGCGCUCUGCGAGGACGCCGAGCAGGCCGUACCCGCGGUGGUGGGCAGGAUGAUGAAGGCCGGCCGCGACGGCGCCGAGGCCGCGGAGGCCGUGCUCUGGGCGGUCUGCCACAAGUACAGGGACCGGCGCGCCGCCGACGCCGCGGCGGCGUCGGAGGGCGGCCUGACUCGCCUCCUCCUGCUGCUGCAGAGCGGGUGCUCGCCGGCGGCGAGGCAGAUGGCGCUCGAGCUGCUCAAGAUUUACAAGGUGAACGCCAAGAGCUGCCUCGCCGGCUACGACUCCAAGACCACCCACAUCAUGCCGUUCUGAACUGAAAAAUCGAAGCUUUUGGUCAGGGCCAUCAUGGAACAGGAGAUCAACCUUCGUGUUCCGUUCUUUUCUUUCUUUUCUUCUUUUGUUCUUUUCUAAAUGUAAUUUGAUGAUAGAGAAAACAGGAGGAGAUCGAAUUGAUUUGUGGAGGGAAGAAGAAAAAAAUAAUCUGUACAUGUGUAGCGAGAGUUUUGAUAGGAAAAGAAAAAUCAAUGGGAAAUUAACCGAUGAGUUGUUGAUUCUUAAGUCCAAAUAGAUUGCAAUUGCGUGAUCAGAAGUUCAGAACAGCCACAUGUACAUCUCCAAAUCAUUCACAACUUUUGGGAACAAAGUGAAA
Messenger RNA from Oryza sativa Japonica Group (Japanese rice), 2134 nucleotides. RefSeq names its product U-box domain-containing protein 29. Lineage: Eukaryota; Viridiplantae; Streptophyta; Magnoliopsida; Poales; Poaceae. Gene Ontology annotation, biological process: protein ubiquitination. The record is from RefSeq and is a predicted model, not a curated record. Gene Ontology annotation, molecular function: ubiquitin protein ligase activity.